CUCUGCGUGCCGCCCAGCUGUCAGAUGCAGCUGUGCAGCUCUUGGCUACCAGGCCAUUUGUUUCUUCUCGGGAGAGGAGAAAGCAGAUAAAUAGUCUCGUAAAAGCCCUGCUCGCCAGGACCAAAGACUCUCUCAGUUUGUUCGCCACCUCUUGCGCCCUAAUUUUUCUCUUCUCCACUAUACUCUUCCUAUUAAUACUUUGACUUACGUAGUCUAUUGCUGGUGCAUAUAGCAUACAUCCAGUACUUCUUUUCUAUUCCACACUUCCAAACGCCUGUCUCUCAUAUAGGUUCCCUUUUGGAAGUAUCCCCCACUUUUCUCUUAACUGACCUUUAAGACAGAAACCUCAACCAUGGCCGAAGUUCAAGCAACCGGCUGGAGGCAUAUCUGGAACCGCAUGACUGCGCGCAAGCCCAUCGAGCAGAUUCUGCGCGAGGGCCAGCGCACACAGAUGAACCGCACGCUGUCCCGCCUGGAUCUCAUCGCCAUCGGUAUCGGUGCCAUUAUCGGUACUGGUAUUUUCGUGCUGACCGGAAUCGCUGCCGCCGAGGAUGCGGGACCCGCAAUUAUCGUCAGCUUCAUCAUCGCGGGUUUUGCAUCUGGCCUCUCUGCCUUCAGUUACUCGGAGCUGGCCUCGAUGGUGCCCAUUCUCUGGCUCGGCGUACACAUACACUUCCUCGCCUGGAUUGUCGGCUGGGAUCUUAUCCUCGAGUACCUCGUCGGAGCCGCCACUGUCGCCGUCGGGUGGAGCGCGUAUGUGCAGAUGCUGUUCAGAGACGCCUUCGGAGUGACCUCCAAGCCCGCUAUCACCGGCUCGCCCCUGACGUGGGACAACAAGGAGCUCACAUUCAAGGUUGUCGAGGGCAAGUACAUCGAUAUUCCGGCUAUCUGCAUCAUCCUGUUUGUCAGCACCGUCCUUGUCAUCGGUAUCAAGCAGUCGUCGUGGGUCAACAAGCUAUUCAUCUUUGGCGGCAUCAAGUACAUUGACCGCAGCAACUACAAGCCGUUCCUGCCGCCCCGCGAUGGUAACUCAUUCGGUGCCAAGGGUCUGUUCAAGGGCGCGCAGCGUGUCUUCUUCGCCUACAUUGGUUUCGACGCUGUUUCGACUGCUGCCCAGGAGGCCAAGGACCCGCAGAAGGACCUGCCGUGGGGUAUCUGCGCAUCGCUGGCAGUCUGCACGGCCUCUGUACAUCUGGACCUGAAGGGCCAGGCAGCACCCAUCUCGUUUGCCCUGGAGGCCCACCCGAACACCAAGUGGCUCCGUAUCCUCAUCGACAUCGGAGCUGUCGCCGGUCUGACCUCGGUUAUCCUCAUUAUGCUGAUGAGUCAGCCGCGUAUCUUCUUCACCAUGGCGCGCGACGGCCUGUUCCCGCGUAUCUUUGGCCGCCUGCACCCCAAGUUCAAGACUCCCUACGUGCCAACCAUCGGUGUCUGGCAUUACAUGACCUCGGUCGGUACUCUGCUGGCGUUCAUUCUGGUCAACAUCGGUGUCAUUGUCAUGCGCUACACGCACCCGCACAUGGGCCGUGGCUUCAUUGUCCCGUUCGGUCCGUUUGUCAUCCCCAUUCCCGGUGCCGCUAUUGCCCUGGUCCUGCUGGUCCUGUCGGGUGGCCCUACCAUCUACCGUCUGUUCAUCUGGCUGGGCAUCGGCCUCAUCGUCUACAUUGCGUUCGGCUACCGCUGGUCGCGUGUUGGCAACCCCGACAAGUGGUCGCCCGAGGACAUUGCGUACUUUGGCGACGGCACUAUGGCCUUUGACGAGGAGUCGCUGUCUGGACACAACGACAAGGUGUUCGAUGAGCACCACCUCAGCCAGGAGCAGGUCCCUCGCUUCUAA
Molecule: messenger RNA, 1837 nt
Organism: Linderina pennispora
Lineage: Eukaryota; Fungi; Kickxellomycota; Kickxellomycetes; Kickxellales; Kickxellaceae
Product: amino acid transporter
Exons: 5
Coding region: 353-1837 (494 amino acids)
Biological process (GO): amino acid transport; transmembrane transport
Cellular component (GO): plasma membrane
Molecular function (GO): amino acid transmembrane transporter activity
Source: RefSeq, a predicted model, not a curated record